AUGCACGAGUCUUGGGGUGCCAAGCCGUACAAACCAGAACGGGAGCGGUGGACUAGAGCCUCGAGUCGUUCGUGGAGGAUGUCAGCAAGGACUAUAGUUGCCAAUGGAAACCCCGGAAUUGCGUGGUUAAGCUGCACUGCCAUCAACCGGGAAAAAAUUAAAUCACCACGAAACAAACUUGCCGAGACGUUACAUAAUCAUGAGUUUUCGAAGGAGUUGGGCACCAAAUUCUUUGACGUUCAUAAUUCGGUAUUACUGCUCGGUGAAUUCCUUUUUGGGACUCAAUUACAACGGUCCUCGUACGUACUACUGCAAGCCAGCAACAUCAUGGAGGGUGAGAAGCCUGUCAAGAAAAGGCGGCGAACUCCGUACUCGUGUUUGAGUUGUCGUCGAAGGAAGGUCAAGUGCAAUAGAGUCCGGCCGAUCUGUAAUCGGUGCACAAUUGCCAACUUGAAAUGCGAGUACGACGGCCCUCAGGCCUGGGCACCUUCAGGGGUUGCUGAAGCUUCCGCGGCGCCAUCUAAUGGCGUUCCAGUCAGCGUUUUGAACUUUAAAACCAAUAGUCUGGAGAAUGCUGUCAUCAAACACUUGCCUCGAUCCCCACGAACCACUGUUUCGGAGCAGGCCUCGCUGAUCUCCGAGAUAGGCGAUCUGCGAAUGAAGCUGGCGUCCAUGGAGGCCCAACUGUUUACCGUCAUGCCUGAGUCGCGCGAUACGGUCAGUUUUAUUCAGGCCGAGCCAAACCCUAAUACAGCCCUGCACAUGGCUAAGAAAAAUCGGUUCAUCUGCGGAGGCUCUUUUCAGCGAAAUAAAAUCUGGCGGGGUGACCCGUUUGCCUGCCAGCUGUUUGACGAUAUGCGUCGCUACCAGGAGAACAUCAAAGCCGAGCUGCUGGCUAUGUCGAAAACUGAGAAUCCGAACGAUUUGCAACGGCAGGUCAGGAUGCGCAAGAAAGGCCAGAAACGGUUUAUUUUGGAAGAGGGCGAGAAAUUGUCGCUAAAGUCGCAGAUGGAGGCUGCGUUGCCGGCCAAGGAGACCGUAAUGCGCCAUAUACAUUACUACUUGCGUGCGAUCCAUCCGGUUUUUCCUGUGCUCUUGGAAGACGAGUUUGUGGCCACCGUCAAUCGCAUGAUACAAGAGGAAAAGGGUCGCUGUGUGCUGCAAUUCGGCCAAAAAUCCGACUACCUUGUCACGGCAGCGUUGCUGCUGGUGAUGCGCUUUUCCUACCAGUCGCUAUUCUUGAAACACCAGGUGGGGGCGCCGCUGAACGGGGAUGAGCUGGUUCUCAUCCAGCAGCCAGUAAAUGCAGACGUCAUCAACAUGGUCAACUAUGCGCUGUUUGAGUCGAAUUUCUUGCGCAAAACAAGCAUUCAGUCGUUGCAGGCGCUCAUGUUACUUCGAUUUUACCAGAUUACAUGCCAGGAGGACGGGGACGGAGGUGAUGGCACGGACGGCUACAACAUUAAUGGUCUUAUUUGUCAGAUUGCUCUGGGGAUGGGCAUCAAUAGACCGCUCAGAUUCCCAAUUGGGGACAAAAAGGCUUCCAAAUUGUACCAUCCACAGAACGAACGGUUGCAACUUCUUUGGCAAAGACUCUGGUGGACUCUGCUAGAAAUGGACAUGGAACACUCGAUAUCGUACGGCAAGACGCCAAUCCUGCUUCUGGAAAACAGCGAUCAUGGACCAGCCAUGGUGGGUGACUCGGAAAUCAUCAACGACCGCAUGAACAAAAUGAAGAUCAUAUUCCCAUUUUUGCAAAAGUUCCUUGUGCAGGUCCAUCAGGUACGCGAAAAGCCACGCGUGGUUGACCUAAUGUCGGCAGUCAGCCUCUUAGACUCGCAACGAGGUCUCUUUCAAUAUAGCAGCUACUUCCAGGACCCUUACGCGUCACUUCUAUCCACUAUUUCGAACGUGAAGAGCGAGAUUCACAUCAACACGCUAAUUUUCAUGAUCAAUUGCUAUUUGAUGCUUCAUUUUGAGCGCAACAGAAUAAUUACCGAUUAUUCUAUCAUUUUACAGGCUACUGUUACAAUCUUUUUGCGUAACCUGGAUCUCACGCUCAGGUCUUUUAACCGAUUGAAAACCGAUUUUUCCGCCCACAUAAUGUACAUCAUUCAUCCCAUGGCUACAUGCGUCUACAAAAGUAUACAGUUUUUGGUCUACCUUGGAGUUCGGCUACUCUUAAUGCAAACGAAAAAUGACGAAAAGCAACCGCUAGUAACCGAGCUGCUGCAGAAUGUGGUGGCAGUUAUGCGCAAUUGCGUGAAGCUGCUGGCCAUUAUGGGGGACCAGGACUACUUGUGCUACCGGCUGUACGAGACGUACAGCUAUUUAAUGCGAAUCUUGGAGAAUAAAGGAGAGCCUGUGUUUAAUCUCAGAAACCCUGCUCUGGAAACUGCUCCGAACCUGCUUGCGUUUAUAACCAUGCAGCAGCUUAAAGACAUCAACCGCCAACUCUCUGAAUUUACCAAAUCGCCGCAAUUUGUGGCCGUCACAGAAUAUGCGCUGUUCUGGCCGGCAAACGAGACGGAGGACUCUCUCUUCCAAAAAUUCCAAAGGUCGAUCGACGCGACCAUGCCAUCUUCCGAGCUCAAUAUCUGGAAUGACUGGAUCAUGAAAACAAAUAUCUUUGAGGACUACGAGGGGCUUUUCGACAACCUGCAAUUGCCUGUUGACCUUACUUACAUAUAA
Messenger RNA from Ogataea angusta, 2691 nucleotides. RefSeq lists its product as uncharacterized. Gene Ontology annotation, biological process: DNA-templated transcription; regulation of DNA-templated transcription. Gene Ontology annotation, molecular function: DNA-binding transcription factor activity, RNA polymerase II-specific; zinc ion binding; DNA binding. Gene Ontology annotation, cellular component: nucleus. The transcript is spliced from 2 exons. Lineage: Eukaryota; Fungi; Ascomycota; Pichiomycetes; Pichiales; Pichiaceae. The coding region runs from base 1 to 2691 and encodes 896 amino acids. The record is from RefSeq and is a predicted model, not a curated record.